Puntigrus tetrazona (Sumatra barb) is the source of this 5152-nucleotide messenger RNA. It is a transcript of the gene fbxo38, whose product is annotated as F-box protein 38. Gene Ontology annotation, cellular component: nucleus; cytoplasm. Gene Ontology annotation, molecular function: protein binding. NCBI's taxonomy places the organism in Eukaryota, Metazoa, Chordata, Actinopteri, Cypriniformes, Cyprinidae. Gene Ontology annotation, biological process: SCF-dependent proteasomal ubiquitin-dependent protein catabolic process; protein K48-linked ubiquitination. The record is from RefSeq and is a predicted model, not a curated record. The transcript is spliced from 21 exons.
AUACAUCUGAACUUCCUGUUUGUGUUUGGAAGGCGAACGCUGGCUUCACGUCGCCACUGAACGCGGAUUCAGACCGACAGCUGCCGUUGCUCACCUUUAAACUAACCGCAAAUCCUACUUAUGAGCUCGACUGAAAACCAGAGGACGUAAAUGGACCAAUUUCAGCUGAACGCUUCUUCAUAAAGAAAGGAGUGAGUGAUGAUUGUGUGUUGAUGCCACAAAGAAGAAGGUCAGGACAGAGGGAGUGAGUUUAUUGCCUUCCAUUGGUGGAUAUCUCACUGCCCUGGACAUGAUGGGCCCACGGCGCAAGGUCACCAGGACUCAUAGUUUGGGGGGAGGAACAUUUAGCUCCCUUGGACAUGAGGAACCUAAAGACUAUAUCAACGAGCUCUCGCAUGAGGUGCUCUGCCAUAUAUUCCGAUACUUACCCAUGCAGGAUAUAAUGUGUAUGGAGUGUCUGUCACGGAAACUGCGGGAGGCGGUGACUCUGUACUUGCGGGUGGUGAAGGUUGUGGACCUGUGUGCCAGCCGGUGGUGGGAGUACAUGCCCUCAGGUUUCACAGACUCCAGUUUCCUUAUGCUAAUGAAGAAGAUGCCUGAUUUGGAGCAGCUGUAUGGCCUUCAUCCACGUUAUCUAGAGAGAAGGAGAGUCAGAGGUUAUGAGGCUUUUAGCAUUCCCGGUGUUUUGGAGGCUCUACAGGCCUGUCCCAAUCUUAUUGGUGUGGAGACAUCGCAUUUGGAGCUGGUGGAGGCGAUAUGGAACUACAUGCCUCAGGUUCAUAUUCUAGGGAAGUUCAGGAACCGAAACGGGGCCUUUCCUAUUCCUUCAGAGAACAAACUCACUAUUCCAGCUGCAGCUAAAAUCCAGACCCUGCAUCUUGUCGGUGUCAACGUGCCGGAGAUCCCCUGUCUGUCCAUGCUCAGGCAUCUGUACCUGAAAUGGGUGCGCCUCACUAAGCCUCAGCCCUUCAAAGACUUUCUCUGUGUGAAUUUGCGUACGUUCGUCAUGAGGAACUGCGCCGGUCCCACUAAUUCUCUAAAGUAUGUGCCUCUUGUCACCGGCCUGGCCUCUGCCCGCAACCUAGAGCAGCUGGAGCUGGUGAGGGUGCCCUUUUAAGGGGGACUGAUUCAGCAUGUUGUGGAGGAUAGCUGGAGGUCAGGAGGAUUUCGUAAUUUGCACACAAUUGUAUUCGGUGCCUGUAAAAAUGCACUUGAAGUGGAUCUGGGCUACCUCAUCAUUACUGCUGCUCGCAGGUUGCAUGAAGUUCGAAUCCAGCCUUCCUUAACCAAAGAUGGGGUGUUCUCCGCACUGAAGAUGGCGGAACUGGAGUUCCCCCAGUUUGAAACUUUGCACCUUGGAUAUGUUGAUGAAUUUCUGUUGCAGUGUAAUAUGAGCCAUGCUGAGUUAGUCAAAUACGGUCUUGCUGAUGUAAUUGAGAAUCCUGGGAUCAUCACAGACAUCGGAAUGAAGGCUGUUAAUGAGGUGUUUACCUCCAUCAAGUAUCUGGUUAUUUAUAACUGUCCACAUCUUCACAAUCCACACAACUGGAUCACAGACCACUCGCGCUGGAGUCGGUUGGUGGACCUCACUCUAGUGCGCUGUCAUGCUAUCAAGCUGGAGUCAUUCAGUCAGUUCAUUGAGAUGCUUCCCAGCCUGGAAUUCAUCUCUCUGGACCAGAUGUUUCGAGAACCUCCCAAGGGCUGUGCCCGCGUGGGACUCAGUGCAGGCACUGGUAUCGGAGUUUCGUCUGCCCUGGUCAGCAAUCAGAAUUCCAACAAUGAUAAUGAUAACAAUAACAACAACAAUCACCAGAACAAUAACGAUGCGAACAUUCCACCAAAUAACAAUGAUGACCGGGUCGAAGAUGUGCCUCACCGUGGUCCAGAGGAGAUUCCUGAUGUUGAGGGCAUGGUGGCAGACAACAUAGAGCACGAGCCAGUUCUUGUGGCAUCCAAUCCAGAGGAAGAGACCCAGGGUUCUAGCCAGACAACUAAUGCUUCACUUGAACAGGAUGAAGAACAAGCAGGACCUAGUGGAGUUCAAACCUCCGUGAAGAAGCAGUCGGUGGUGGUGUCAGACUCGGACAGUGAGGAUGAGUACUGUCCAAUCAGGACACCAGCUGCUGCCCGCUCUCAAGGCCAGUACCCCGGGACAGAAGCCCAGGGGAAGAGCAGUACAGCUAUGACUCCACAUGGUAAAGGUAAAACUCCACUGCGUAGACGUGGGCCGCAACCUCAUGAGCUCAGCUGUGAGAAAGGUUGUCAGGUGACCAGCGAGCAGAUCAAGGCUGACAUGAAGGCAGCCACUGAGACGGCUGAGCGCGGGGCUAGAGACAGAAACAGUGGACCUGGGUCUGCUUCAGGCUAUGCUGCUGGCAGCUGUGUUUGCUCCAUCCGCUGGAGAGAGGACUCGGCCAAUCAGGACGACCAGGGUGGUGCGGGUAGAGGAGAGGAUGACAUGGUGAGGACACGAUGCACGUGCAGCAGGUCUCGUCCCGGUUCUGAAAACAGAACUCGUGGUAGCCACUGUCUGCCAGCAGGGGGCGACAGCCAUAGAUCAGAACGUCACAGCCCAGAUCAGAGAGCAGGAGGAGAUGAGAUGGAAAACAGGCACACCAGCGCUCCACCCAGGACUCAAGGCUCAUCUGAGGGGCACAGUGAGAGGACUGCAGGCCACCAUCAAGGAUCGUCACACAGAAGCCCUACAGAUGAGUUUCCCAGGAGACCGGUGACUCGUGCUCGCAGCAGACUUUCCUCUGUGCCCCUGGUGUGUGAGUCAGAACUACCCAAAGCAAAGCCUCGGGUUGCAGUCAAGAGGAAACGUAUGGCAGACAAGUCCACCAGCACAAGUGACCCCGUGACUGAAGAUGACCAUGUCCAGGUGCUCAGCCUUAAAUCUAAAAACCUGGUGGGAAUCACACUUACAAACUGCGGCAUCACAGACCUGGUCCUUAAGGAGUGCCCCAAAAUGAUGUUUGUCCACGCAACACGCUGUAGGGUGCUGAAACACUUGGUGGUAGAAAGUGCCCCCAUAGUAAACCGCUUUGAUUACGCGCAGUGUAAGAAACUGGACAUGGAGCAGGUGCUUGACCAGAUCUUACGGAUGCCACCGGAGAGAAACCGCAUCAUCUACAUGAGGCCCAUGCAGCAGAUUGAUUCUCUGGCUCUGGAGAAAAAGCUCUUCAGUGGUCCAUAUCCAUACCAUAUUGCUAUUAUCCACGAGUUCAGCAACCCACCCAAUGUCCGGAAUAAGGUGCGCGUGCGUAGCUGGAUGGACACCAUCGCCAACAUUAGCCAAGAACUCAUCAAGUAUGAAUUCUUUCCGGAGGCCACGCGGACGGAAGAGGAUGUAAAGAAGUAUCCCAGCUAUCCCUGGGGCCGAGACAUCUACACUUUAGAGGGAGUGGUAGAUGGGGCGCCGUAUUCGAUGAUAACAGAUUUCCCCUGGCUUCGCUCGUUACGCACCGCAGAGCCCAACAGUUACGCACGAUACGACUUUGAGGAUGAUGAAAAUACCACGAUCUAUGCGCCACGACGUAAGGGGCAGCUCUCGGCCGACAUCUGCAUGGAGACCAUCGGUGAAGAGAUCUCAGAGCGACGGCAGACACGUAGGGGUGUUUUCCAGCGUGUGGUGGUCGUCUUCAUUCACUACUGUGACGUCCGGGGGGAACCGGUGGAGGAUGACUACAUCUAGAACAAUUACUGCUCAGCCGGAGAGAGCCUGGAGAGAGCUCUUCAAAUCUCUGCCAGGCUCUGACCACCUCUGUGCAAGAAAAGAGAGGCGUCUUAGACACAGCCUCACUGUGGAAUACCAAGGCAUUUCCAGUUGCCUUUAUCUCUGAGUCGACUUGAAACAGAAAGUGAUCGCUUUCAAUCAGCCAUUGUCUUUUUGCGAGUUCAUUCUAGACUAAUGAACUGUUAGAGUAAUGGUGUCACCAGGCUGCUUCGCUUGUGUUCAUUACAUGAAGGAUGAAUGGCGGCUCUUCCAGGGAGCAGCAGCACACUUACUGUAAAGAGAGGUGACGGUGUCAGCAGUUGUUUUUGUUGCUGCAGUUGCACACAUGGGAAAAUACUUGCAGAGCCGUGGCAGGUGGCAUGUGAAAUCACUUGUUUGGUUUUUGGUGGAGACAGAAAUGUUGUUCUUGGUAGAAUUUUUUUUUUUUUUCUCUUCAGCCACUUGGCACGAUUUCACGGUGUGUCUGCACCGUUUCAGGCAAUAACAUCCUUUUUUUAUUUUUUUUUGCACAGCAUACCUUUUGAGAGACCUUUGUUUUAACAAGUCAUAUUUUAUUACUAUUUUCUCUCACCUUUUCUCCAGAAGUUGGCUCGUGUGUUACUUCACUGUUAACGGUGCUGUAAGUCAGUUUAACCCAGAACCUGGUGAAGUGAUUAAAUGUUUCUUGGCCCAUGAAAGGAACGUGGCAGAAUUUGUGAAAAAGUGUAGCUGUUUUUUUCUUUUUUUUUUUUUCUUUGUGCUCUUCAUAGAGCUAAAGAAUUGCAGAACAAAGAAAAGGGGGUUUUCCCCCUUAAUUUAACCCACUUUUUUUAUAGAAAUCUAGUAGAACAGUUUUAAAUCAGAAGCACGGUGGAUAAAGUUGCCAGGCAUAUCCCUUAUUCAUCUUCAGAUGACUUGAUGCACAUGCUCUUUUCCUCACAAGCUCGCUCUCUUCAUAUAGUAAAGCAUCUUCAGAAAUGGCCCUUAGCUGUUUACUUGCGUUAUAACCUACAACAGAGUCACCAUUACCGUUUCGGAUGAUUUCGUUUCUCUUCCUUUGCUAACAUAAGUUGCUUGGUUGCAUUUCAAAUGACAAGUGCAAAUAAUAUUGAAUACACACUGUGUCUUAACUGCCUGUUUGGUGCACAAUAGAAUUCACCAACUGGUGUUUGUUAUGAAUGGGGAAAUUAGUCCAACUGGAAGAGGAUUGAGAGUCUAGGACCCGUUAAUGCAUGAAAACCCCCAUCUUGCUGCUCUACUUUGUGCUUUUCUAGGUGACCCACUCUGCCAUGUUUAAAAGCCAAGAAACUGAAUGGAUUGAAUCUGCACCCAUGCUGAGCACUACAGAAACUUGUGUACAAAGGUUGUGUACAGAUGUUCUGUAUUUAAAUAAUUUGUUUUAUAUGUUUAUAUAAUAGAAUAAAUAUUUCACUAAGA